ACCUCCACAAGUAAUUGCCAGAGGAGUAGGAAAAUCUGUGUACUGUUCCCAAGAACAAGGUACCUGGUGGUAUAUCUGUAUAUCCAUCUGUAGACUGUCCUAAAGCAUAAAAACUCUGCAAUGGAAGACCAUUCAAAGGAUGGAGGAAUAGGUAUAGGAAUAGGAAUAGGAAUAGGUUCUUCCUCCACAGGAGGAUCAAAAGAUCCAUUCUUGUGGCUGUUUGCGGCCAUUCCAAUGCUUACAAAAGAUGCAUAUCUCAAGGCUUGUAGUUUUCCUCGCAUGGAGUUUUCUGUAUGGUCUUUAUAUAUGGCGGCGCUCGCCGGCGCCGCCGCCGUUUGCAUGGUGUGGUUGCGGCGAGGAGGAGGAGUUGCACGGAAGGGGAAAAUGGAAAUGAAGGGAGAGAAACGUAUUCCAGGCCCACGGGGCUGGCCCCUGGUGGGAAGUCUUGUGCAUAUGACCAGGGGCCUAGCGCAUCGUAACCUGGCACAACUGGCCACAAGUCAUGGUGCCACAAGGUUAAUGGCGUUUAGCAUGGGAUUUACACCGGCUGUCAUAACUGGAAGUUGUGAUGUAGCGAGGGAGAUUUUGAACUCCCCUUGUUUUGCAGACCGGCCGCUUAAGCAGUCCGCUAAGCAGCUCAUGUUUGAGAGAGCUAUAGGAUUUGCUCCCAGUGGAGAUUACUGGCGAAUGCUGAGGAGAAUCUCUGCAACUUAUCUUUUUUCCCCGAGUCGGAUUGCGGCCCAUGGGACCGGCCGCCAAGCAGAUUCGGCUGUAAUGGUGAGGCGGAUCAGAGAAGAAUGGGCUGUUCAUGGAGCUGUGAAGCUCCGCCCACUUUUGCAAGAUGCUGCGCUGAAUAAUAUCAUGGGGAGUGUGUUUGGAAAGAGAUUUGAUGUUGAAAAUGCAAGUGAUGAGCUUGAGGAGUUGAGAAAUAUGGUGCGGGAGGGAUUCGAACUAUUGGGGGAGUUUAACUGGGCUGAUCAUUUGCCCUUCUUGAGAUUGCUGGAUCCUCAUAGAAUUCACAGCCGUUGUGCUAGGCUUGUGCCCCGGGUUAAGAAGUUUGUGCAGAAUAUCAUAGAUGAGCACCGUUGCAGGAGAAUGAAGGGUGAGAUAUGUCCGUCAGUUGACGCUGACUUUGUCGACGUUCUGCUUUCGUUGAAGGAGGAGGAUAAAUUGGAAGAUGAUGAUAUGGUCGCUGUUCUUUGGGAAAUGAUCUUCAGAGGCACGGAUACAACGGCACUGCUCACAGAAUGGAUAAUGGCGGAAAUGGUGCUGAACCCAGAAGUACAACGUAAGGUGCAGGAAGAACUGGAGGUGGAGGGGGCACAAAGAACUAGAAGCAAUGGGGGGUGUGAAUGGGAAUGGGACGUGGUGAAGUUGCCGUAUCUGCAAGCUGUGGUAAAAGAGACAUUACGAAUCCACCCGCCUGGCCCACUUCUGUCGUGGGCCCGAUUGGCAACGCAGGACGUGGUAAUAGGCGACUCAUGGCGUGUGCCGGCGGGUACCACCGCUAUGGUAAACAUGUGGGCUAUAACGCACGACCCCACCAUCUGGCAUUCCCCCUCCACGUUCAUGCCCCACCGUUUCUUGCUGUCGGAAGGAGGCCAAAACAUCGACCUGCGUGGGAACGACCUUCGACUGGCACCUUUCGGUGCCGGUCGACGAGUCUGCCCGGGAAAAGCUCUCGGCCUCGCCACUGUCCAUUGCUGGGUCGCCACUCUGCUCUAUCAUUUCCACUGGCUACCGGUUGCCAGUCACCCCGUCGACCUUUCAGAAGUCCUCAAGUUGUCCUGCCAAAUGGCUAAGCCUCUUGUAGCGAAUCCUUUGCCCAGAAAUUUGUCUUAAGAAAGGACUAGUCUCACUUUUCUGUCUAUUUUUGUUAUAGUUUAGUUGUCUAUGUAGCGGGUCUUUAAGGGACCCUAUGCGGACAACUUAAAACACACACACUAAGCUUUGACUUUUAGCUUAAAGGUGUGUGGUCUUUCUAUGUAAUUAUUUUGGUUCAGUUAAUGAUAUUAAAUUUCUAUAA
Molecule: messenger RNA, 2026 nt
Organism: Cryptomeria japonica (Japanese cedar)
Lineage: Eukaryota; Viridiplantae; Streptophyta; Pinopsida; Cupressales; Cupressaceae
Product: cytochrome P450 78A4
Exons: 2
Coding region: 121-1842 (573 amino acids)
Molecular function (GO): monooxygenase activity; oxidoreductase activity, acting on paired donors, with incorporation or reduction of molecular oxygen; iron ion binding
Source: RefSeq, a predicted model, not a curated record